This is a messenger RNA of Cucurbita pepo subsp. pepo (vegetable marrow), 942 nucleotides long. RefSeq names its product transcription factor MYB52-like. Gene Ontology annotation, biological process: regulation of DNA-templated transcription. NCBI's taxonomy places the organism in Eukaryota, Viridiplantae, Streptophyta, Magnoliopsida, Cucurbitales, Cucurbitaceae. The record is from RefSeq and is a predicted model, not a curated record. Gene Ontology annotation, cellular component: nucleus. Gene Ontology annotation, molecular function: DNA-binding transcription factor activity, RNA polymerase II-specific; RNA polymerase II cis-regulatory region sequence-specific DNA binding.
GUUUUAUAUUCUCCUCCAUUAGCUAGGGUUCUAAGAUCUUUGAUGAUGAUGAUGAUGAAGGACUCUGGCCUGGAUCAUCAUGUUGAUUAUGAGUAUAAGUCUUCUUGUUCAAGAGGCCAUUGGAGGCCUGCUGAAGAUGAAAAGCUUCGUCAAUUGGUUGACAAAUAUGGUGCCCAGAAUUGGAACUCCAUUGCUCAAAAACUUCAAGGCAGAUCAGGAAAGAGCUGUAGAUUGAGAUGGUUUAAUCAACUCGAUCCUAGAAUUAUUAGAAAGCCGUUUAGUGAAGAAGAAGAGGAAAGACUUUUGGCGGCUCAUCAAAUACAUGGAAACAAAUGGUCACUUAUAGCUAGAUUGUUUCCUGGUCGGACGGAUAAUGCUGUGAAGAAUCAUUGGCAUGUUAUAAUGGCUAGAAAACAAAGAGAACGAUCCAAGCUUUGUGGGAGCAAGAGAACUUUCCAGGAAUUUUCAGCUUCUAACUUUCCCGGGAACCAAACAGAAUCUUUAGGUACUUACAACAUCAACGACAACAACAAUAGUUUCCUCGAACUCCAAAACUCCCACAAAGAUGGAACGGUCUGGAAUUUCAGACACUACUUGAAAGGUUCAAUCGAUAAUAACAUUCCCAUUCUUCAUGAUACUUAUCAUAAGUUAAGAACUCCCUCAUCAGCUCGAGUUUGCUAUCCAAAUCAUAAUAUUCCCUUUGGGGUUUAUGAGUUUGGUAGCAAUAGUGAAGUGAUCAAGAGAGAAUUAGCAUUUGUGAACUUCAUCGCCAACACUGAUCGUCAUCGUCAUUGUCAUCAUCGUCUUCUUCACGAUCAAGAACGACAAGAAGAUGAAUCUCUUACAGACAAGGAUGUUCCUUUCAUAGAUUUCCUCGGAGUCGGAGUUUCUUCAUAGAUCAAAUAUAUUUCUUCUAACAAAUUACUUAUUACAUAAUUUGAU